Messenger RNA from Anopheles coluzzii, 1796 nucleotides. RefSeq names its product histone-lysine N-methyltransferase 2D-like. NCBI's taxonomy places the organism in Eukaryota, Metazoa, Arthropoda, Insecta, Diptera, Culicidae. Bases 201 to 1391 code for a protein of 396 amino acids. The record is from RefSeq and is a predicted model, not a curated record. Gene Ontology annotation, molecular function: SUMO transferase activity. Gene Ontology annotation, biological process: reciprocal meiotic recombination; protein sumoylation; homologous chromosome pairing at meiosis. Gene Ontology annotation, cellular component: synaptonemal complex. The transcript is spliced from 5 exons.
CAUACUAGCUAUCAAAACUUUCAACAUUUGACAGCAUUUUGUCCCUAAACACGUUACAUCGCAGUAGGUCAACUUUGCGCUCCCUGUUGGAUGGAAAACAUGUCAAACGGAAGCAGGACAAUCGAACCAAACAUCUGCCCGGGAACAGUGCGUCGUUAUUUAGUUACCGAAACGGUAGUAACAACACCAACGUGACCAGAAUGUCCACCAACGGCUGGAUACACUGCAACAUUUGCUUUCAUUCGUUCGAGAGAAAGGAGCGAAAGUUUUACCAUCUCUCCUGCCGUCAUGUGCUUUGCAAGCUGUGCAUGGCCAAAACGAAUCGUGGAACGAUGUGUCCGCUGUGCAAAAAACCGUUGGAGCGCUUCACCGAGCUGAACAACCAGAUGGAGCGCAAGGAGAAGAUGUACUACGAUCCGGGUUCGCUGAAGGUUUUUGGCGUUGCGUACCAGAGUGUCAUCUUCCAGCACAAACAGCGCGAGGAUAUGAUACGUGGAAUACUGCGCUGUCGAUCCGCGGUAACGCAGAUGAAGGAAAUGGAAAAUGCCAUGCGCCAGAAGAUAAUGGAAACGCAACGACGCUAUGAAAAGUUUCGCACCCACCGACGGAACCUGCAGGAAGGGUUGCGCCAGAUUUCGCCCCGCUACGGCUCUGGUCCCACUGUUGUGCAGGGCGCCGGUUGUGCAGGGCGCACACCACUGCAGCCGUUGACAGGAAACCGCGCGUCACCACAACUAGCACUGGCGAAUCGUGAUGGCGAUCCGGCCAGUCGCAGAUACCAGGACAAAGGCCGGCCAGAAACGGUAACGUUUGCGGCAUCGCCAGAAUCAUCAUCCGCUGACUUUAGCUUCGGUACUCCUGCCCCAUCGAACCGGUCCGCAACAGUAACGGACGGCAGCUUUACACCGGCGGAGCAGCAACACGCGAGGCUUUUCACACCACAAGCUAGCAACGAACGUUUCUUCCGCGAGGGCAACAAACCCGCUGUAACCGGCCAGGGCGAUGGUGGAUUCGCGGACGAUUCUGGCAUUUCGAGCAUGCAAACACCAACCUCAAGCUUAAGCUUUGCCGGCAGCUCUAGAAUGGCACAGGGAAUGCAACAGCAGCAACUGAAACAGCAACAGCUGAAACAGCAACAACUGAAGCAGCAGCAACUGAAACAGCAACAGCUUAAACAGCAGCAACAGCAGUAUCAGCAGCUGAAACAGCAGCAACAGCAACAUCAGCAGCAUCAGCAGCAUCAGCAGCUGAAACAGCAGCAACAGCAGCAUCAGCAGCUGAAACAGCAGCGCCAGCAUCCUUACACUCCCUCAACGCCAGCAAGACAUCUUCCCGGUACUUCGUCGUAUCGACACAGUCAGAUUUUCCCCCCGACUGUACCACGGCCUUGAUGGGCGAGAAUGUCGGACAAGCGCAUUCUUGUACAUACAAUCUUAAUCGUUCGCCUUCUUUAUUAGAAUACGGUUAGAUUUAGCAUCGCCUUACGGUCGUUGUAACAAAUACAUGUGUAAUGCCCUUCCCACGAUAGCCUUUUCUCUCGAUGUAUUCGCCUUAGUAGAUCGGGUAUGAAAAUACGAUAUGUGUGCUCUGUCUCACUCUUUUUUUAGUCAAAUUUACGAGUGAUAGUACUACAUUUAAUUUGCUUUUGAACAAAAAUCAUACAAUGGAAUUAUUUUGUGUAACAAAAGCAUAUGUAACGAUUAACGGCUGAUUCAAAUGGGAAAAUCAGAAAACUGCUACGAAAGGAAAAUGUAUGAAAGAAAAACGAGCAACAUAAUAAACUUUAAACACACUUA